Molecule: messenger RNA, 3800 nt
Organism: Prorocentrum cordatum
Lineage: Eukaryota; Dinophyceae; Prorocentrales; Prorocentraceae
Source: the annotation of a GenBank genome assembly
CUUUCUCAUUCUCUGCCUUCACGAGGCGCUUACUGCCCUCUUGGCUUGCGGCCAGGGGAGCCGAACGCCACCGCGGGCUACUACAAGCUGCCCCUCGGAGAUCCGCUCCUGAUCAUGCAGUGUGACGCCGGCGACUGCGUCGGCGACAACGAGUGCAGCGAGCACCAAACGGGCAUCCUGUGCAUGCAAUGCGAGCCAGGCUAUUCUCGGGGCCGCGGCAAGUGCACCGAGUGCGGAGACGCGAUGUGGAAUGCACUCGGGAUCUUCCUCACAUUCUGCAUGUACGCGCUGUACAUCAAGCUGCUCGUAAUGGCGACCCUCCACGGGUCCGGGAGGGAGUUCAAGGCCCUGCAUUCGGUCAUCCUCAAGAUCUGCGUCAACUACGCCAUGUUCGCGGGCAUUGCCUUUGCGGCCACAGACUUCCAGGGCAUGGUUGACACCAUCUACGGCGAGCAUGCGGCAGCCCUGCUGUCCCUGGCGUAUGCCACCGAGUACGUCUCUAAUCCGAUGGCUGCCAUGGGGACCCUCGACUGCCUGCUCAGGGGCACUGGCGUGCGCAUGUACCAGGCGUCGGUGCUGGCUGGGCUCGUGCUGAUGCCGAUGGCCUUCUUCCUGAAGGUGACCUCCGACCUCGGCGUGAAGUGCCUGAGCAAGCGCUGCGCGGCCUGCCUGGGCGGCCUGCGCAGGCGCCUGCGGAAGCGCCGCGAGCUGCGCGCCGCCCAGGCGGCCAGCCAGAGAGGCGGAGGCGCGUCGCCGGUGAGUUCCACCCGCAGCCCGAGGCUACGCACUACCAACAACACCUCCCCAGCCAUGACGGCGAUAUCCGGGAAGACGAAGUCCACGAAGGAGGUCGCGAAAAAGGUCGGCUUGAAAAUCAUGAAUUCUUUUGUUGUGAUGAGUUUCAUCCUCCAUGCGCUCGUCACACGGAUGUUGGUGUCGGGCCUGCAAUGCCAGCAGUAUGACGUCCUUCGUCAGGUGUAUGACGUGGACGUGACUUGUUCGUCUGACGAUUGGAUGGCCUGGGCGUAUUGGAGUAUCGGCGGAAUCAUCGCCUAUGGUUUUGGCACGCCGAUAAUAUUGUUCUUGGCGCUCUACAGGAAACGCAACAAACUAUUGACGCGUGAAGUCAGGGAGGCGUACGGUUUCCUCUACAAUGGUUUCGAGUUGAAGUAUUGGUAUUUUGAGCCUGUCUACAUGUUUCGAAAGGUUGCUGUAGCGCUGGUCUUUGCGUUUCCCAGCCCCUGGGGCCGUGUCCUGAUGUUGUUGUUUUUAUCUUGGGGAUUCAUCCUCGUGCACCUCAAGACCAGGCCGUUCGACAAUCGCAGCUACAGUUGUUUCGACCGAUUGGACCUCAUCAGCUUAGUUGCAUUCACAGCGACGUUGACCUCACGAUUGAUAUUCGAUAUACGCGAAGAAUUCAGGGUCCAGUAUCUCUAUGACCAGUUAUUCAAGAACACAGUCACGGACGCGCUGUUGGUGGGCAUUCCCGUUUUGUGCAAUGCUUGGUUCCUGGCGUUCGCGAUGUGGUCGCUGUUUCGCAACAUUGUGUUGCAGUAUUUGUCGCUGAAGCAAGACGUUGUUGGCGCCAGCGAGAUGACGGUGCUGGAGAAUGCACUCCUAAAGCUUGAGAGCUGCAAGAACCAUGCCAAGUUCGAGCAGAAGGACGGGAGCUUGCUCAUACACAUCGAAGAAUUGAACAAGAAGGAAAAGAACUAUCUUCUUGAGGCUCUGAGCGAGACGACGCACAGGCACAUGCUCAGCGCCAAGGAGAGCGAGGACGCGAAGGAGCGAACGAAGAAGGUCUUCCGGCCAGACGAAUUGUCGGCGAUUCUGCGGGAAGCUUUGUACCAGUGCGAGCUGGAGCGCCUGAGAAAGAAGAAGCGGCUACAGGACUUGCAAGACGAGCUCGACAUCAGUGGGGGGGGGGUGAUCGCGCGGUGCAGGCACGUCAAGGGGUGUCUCAUGCUGGUGCUCUACGGGUCUCGGUGCAACCACCGGGGCUCCCGUAACUUCACUAAGCCCACGGCAUUCUCCGAGAUGUUGGAGCUGGCGGCGGAGCUCAAGUGCGGUGGCUGCCUCAGCCGCGGCGCGGCGGAGAAGCAUCAGGCGAGCCAGACCAAGAGUCAUGGGGCCCUGGGGCGGGACGCGCAGGACGAAGGUUCCUUUCCCGUGGAGGACUUCUACGACUCUCUCGCCCAGCUCUGGCAGAAGGUUUCUGACGGGCGCUGGAGGCCGAGGCAGGAUCGAUCCCCGCGUCGCUGUGGGCCGGUCACGCCAGGCACUCUGGACGACAGGAUUUGGGACGCGGAGGCCCAGGGCCCGGCCCCGAGGGCGGCGGGCGGCAGGCUGACGCCGGGGCUGUUCAGCCCGGGCCGCGACACGAUCUCGAUCUCGCUGGGCACCGGGAAUUGCGGCGGCGAUCUGAUGUCGCCCACGGUGGCCUCAAGGUCCACAUCGCUGGGCCUCCAGAGGUUCUCCCCAGAGGCCAGCCAGCUCCCCGCCAGAAGCGCGGAGGCAGCGGCGGCCAGAUGUGACAGCGACGAGGAGGACAGCGAUUUCGAAGUGUUCUCCAGCUUCGACAGCGACGAGCUGGCGUCCAACGGCGCGUCGGCUGGCGGCAGGCCAGCCUUGCCCGUGCUUCUCAGGAACCACAGAAACGCUGGACGCCGAGGGAGCCUUGGACCCGGAGGCGCCGCCGCGAAGCAGGGCGAGUCCGCGGCCCUGGCCAGCUCGCCGUGGGCCGCCGCGAUGAGUCGGACCUCUGCGGCCGGGACGCCGCCGGCCGCGGCGCGCGGCGCGGCCUCGUCGUGGGCGCCGGCGCCGUCUUCCCUGGCUGUGCUGGCCGCGGCGCGUCGCGCGGCCCCCCCGCGGGGCCCCGCGUUGCAGCCGGCGGACCCCUCCUCGUGGGCCUCUGCCAUGAGGCCGGCCAGCUCCACCAGCUGGAACAGGUCGUCGAGCACCAACACAACGGUGACGUCGGUGGACUCGCUGAUCCAGGUGGACGCCCUCUGAGAGCGCCGUCCACGGGAUCUCGCUUGCAACCUUGCCAUAGCACUGUGGAGGCAUGCGCAGAGGAGAUCAUCCUGUUGAGGGCCAGGCGCCAGACCCUGGCGCGAUCCUUCCUCCUCUGUCGAAACGAGGAGUGCAGCCUGCAACGUUCCCACGAUCGGCCAUCCAUUCGUUGCGAGACAUGGAUUUCGCACCCUUAGAGCCCUUUUCAAAUGCCCCGCAGGAAGGAUUUCAAUAGCUUCGGAUUGUGCACGGUCCAUUUCGUCACACUGGCGGUGGGAUUGAGUAUGCGCUAGAGGUGGAGGUGGGGACGCAGAGGGUAUGCUGACGCUUUGCAGCUACAGCCACACACAAGUAGUGGCUCUGUUUGAACAUUCUGUUUUGUUGCCAAGAUGUGCACGAUGCACACAUUCCUGCAAGCUUACAAUUGCGAUGAGCUCAUCAGUUGCGCCCACGCAAGACUGCGCGCGCAGCGCUUCGCUCGCAGCGCCGCGACUCCGUUGGUACGCUACGAGCUAGUUGCUGUCCGAGUGCUCUAAUACAAGCAGUCGAUCUGUUGCUGGAGAAAUCUCUCUGCUUCGUCAUUGUGAGGCGAGCAGCGGGAGGUGCGUCGGCUAGAUUCGGCACGCCAGGCGCUGCAUUGGCGAGGAUCUCCUAGUACAGCUCGUGGAGUACCUAGACGUCGCGGCCUGCGGACCGAUUCUCAAUACAUCAACUUGGUCUCCUCAUGCUUCUACUCCCCUUCCUCCUCCCACUUGUCUCCUCCUCCUCCUCCUCCUCCUCGUCCUCCG